Lecanosticta acicola is the source of this 5205-nucleotide messenger RNA. The record is from the annotation of a GenBank genome assembly. Lineage: Eukaryota; Fungi; Ascomycota; Dothideomycetes; Mycosphaerellales; Mycosphaerellaceae.
AUGGCUUCGUCCAAUCUCGCCCGGCUGCGGGAGCAGACCAUGGGCAGUCUCGAAGACGAAGAAGCCGUUACCGUCAACACCCGCGCCUUGAUCGACAAAGUACUUGCGCGAUAUUCCGGCGAAUGGACAACACUACGAGAACUCGUUCAAAACGCAGCGGAUGCUCAGGCAACGACGGUCAAGAUACGCUUCGAAACGAUUCCAUCGCCCACAGUUCCACUACCGCAGACGCAAGAGCCUUCAGAGCAUCUCAAGCACACUUUGCUCCACCACACUCUUAAAACGCUGAUAGUCUCGAACGAUGGCGAGCUUUUCCAAGAGACAGACUGGCAGCGAUUGAAACGGAUAGCAGAAGGAAAUCCGGAUGAAACAAAGAUCGGUGCUUUUGGUGUAGGGUUCUACUCAGUCUUCGCAGACUGCGAGUCGCCCUUCGUGAGCUCUGGAAACCAGACCAUGGCUUUCUACUGGAAGAAGGAUUCCUUGUUCACUCGGCGUGGAAAGCUUCAAGACGCUACGCCCGGUACUACCUUCAUGCUCGACUACAGGAAUCAAUCCACUCCAGUACCUCAGCUUUUGAGCCUGUGCCAAUUCCUCGCUACGAGUUUGACGUUUGUGGGAUUGCAGAACAUCGAGCUGUGGUUGGAUGACUGGAAUAUCCUGACUCUCACAAAGAAGAUGGCGCCUGGUGCCAGUGUGAAGAUUCCUAACGACGUUAAUCCGAAGACCCGGGAUGGCCUUAUGAAGAUUGUUGAUGUUGCGUAUCAGAACGCCCAAAUCGAUGCCAGAUGGAUGAAUGUCGUUGGAUGGAAUCCCAGGGCAGUGCAAGCUAUUCCAAACGCUCCAUCUGCUGGCGAAGCAGGCGGUCUGAGUCUUCGAAACUGGUUUGGCAAGUUUACGAACGGAAUCAAUGGCAACACCACCGUCAGAAAGGCGCAGCGAGAAGAGGACGCACUCCAGUUGGCGAUCCUCGAAGACUUGGCCGGCUUUAGCCAAUCGGCUGUCUUUAUUCGUAUAAGUACAGUGAGCGUGCAGACUAACAUUAGCAAGCAGCUGGCGGCCGAGCUGGAGAGAGCGACCAAGAAGCCGCCCCCGAAGCAAACUCGGAUUUCUAUUCUCACUUCUUCUUACGACGAGACAGCUGCGACGACAUCGACAGGUGUCUCUUCGAAGAAAUCUAGCGAAAUCUUCGCCUCGGUAUUGCCCACAAAGAACGGAAAGAUAUUCAUUGGUUUCCCAACUGCGCAGACCACAGGUCUGCUAGCCCAUAUAUCUGCUCCUUCCGUUAUUCCUACCGUCGAGCGAGAGAGCAUCGAUCUGAAUGCUCGCUACGUGAGAGACUGGAAUGUAGAAAUGCUCCGAGUUGCCGGAAUAGCCUGUCGCAUAGCGUAUACAGGCGAUAUGGCAGAGCUUAAGGGCCGUCUAGACCGAACAGCAGCUGCCGAUGGCAGGAAGAAGAUUUCGAAGGAGGAUGUGUCGGCGGUAAUGCCAGCGGCAGUACACACCUACCGCCAAUACAACUACGCAGAGUCGACACCCUCUUCCAAGGUCGGCAACUACAUUGAAGAAGCCUUUUGGACUUGUAACCAAAAAGCUAGCAUCGACAUACUUUCAACCAGAGGCGUUCUCCCAAGUCAUCAGGUACGCGUCGCGACUGAGGACCUCAGUUUCGUGGACGGCAUUCCUGUCGUACCAGAUGAGCUGCUUGAUAAGGCCAACGAAUUCCUCACAAAGCUGAGGGUCUAUGGGCUGCUCUCAGACAUUACGACUGGUGACAUCAAGAAAGAGCUCGAGGCCCAGGCUCUCUCCGAAAAGCAGGUUACCGAGCUUAUCAAGUGGGCUUGCAAGAAGGUAUCGCAGCAAGAUAUGGACUCUCAAGCCGUGCAGCUGCUAUUCGACGGCACAGUGGCAGGUGUCAGCGAAGAAUUCUUUCAGACAUCCCCCAGUCCAGUCAUUCAACUUGGACAAAUCACGACGUUCGUCAACACCACAAAAAUUCCCGCCGACUUGCCCACACCACCGCAGACUAUUCCAUUCCGGCUUACGAAGGGUCUUUCGCCCAUGCAGCUUUCCUCUAUUGGCUGGGACGAGCUUCAGAUAGUUCCUUGGUUGCGAUGGACCAUAGAGAGCAACGGACUUGGAUAUGGAGCGGGAAACGAUCUCACCACCACGCCCUCUGUUGCCGCUCAAGUGCUUCCCGUCGUCUCUAAGGCAUGGGAUGCUUUGUCACAGUCUUCGAAACAGACGGUUCAAGAGCUUCUCACACCGCGUACCUGCAUACCGACGAAACUCGGAAUGCGGACUCCGCCUCAGUCAUAUUUUGGCAGCGUGAAACUAUUCGAUGACCUGCCAACAAUUACUGGAUUGCAGGGCGUGAAGGAAAAGUUUCUGUCUGCUCUCGGUGUUCGCAAGACCGUCGAGCUCAACGUAGUGUUUGAGAGGCUCAUGGCCAAGUCAGCAACUCCCGCUGUUGAGGAAGGCAAAUGGAGCCAUGUGGAUCUCAUCAAGUACUUGGUCAGCGUAAAAGAUGACAUACCGCCUGAGGAUGUUAAACGCCUCCGACAGACACCUAUAUGUCCCGCAGAAAAGCAGUCCGGAGAUCAAGUCAAUGCAGGGAAGCUAUUCCGGCCUUGUGAUUUGUACGAACCUGAUGAUGCCAUAAGGAGGCUCGGUCUUCCUGUCCUGCAAUGGCCCGGACAGUACCGAUCGAACACAGCGGAGGGUCGAUUUCUGCGCAUGCUGGGCCUUCAGACGCAUCCUGGCAUUCCGGAAUUGGUCAACAUAUUGGCACAUGCUCCGGGUGGUAGCGAGCUUCAGAAAAGCGCGAUAUCAUACUGGAUUGUGAAUUUCCAUCAGCAUGGAUACGCUAAAUACCCGAUCGCCGAUGUUGAUAAGGCGUUCUUACCCGUGCAGCCAAAUCCUGGAGAGGGUCAACACAUGGUCGCGAAACCGAAGCAGUGUUACGGCAAUCCCAAAGCCGCUAUCUUGAAUUUCAGAAUUCUCCAAGCGGAACUGCAGCCUCACCACAGCUUCUUUGGUGUUGCUUUCGACCCGGCCAUCGAGGCGUGCGCCGAGCGAUUGAUCAGGAAUCCGCCAGCAGAUUUCAAGACAGCGCAGGCGCUGUACGGCUACUUCGCUGGUCGGCUUGCUGAGAUCGGGCCCAAUGGAAAACUCGCUGAGCGACUGGGCACUGCACCAAUCGUCCCCAUCGUCUCGGACAGAAGGCCAGAUGCCAAGACUGCCUUCGUUGCGCCUCGCUCUUGCUUCUUGGGCGAUGGCGAAACUUACGGCGAUAUCUUUGACUUUGUCAACUUUGGCCAGGAAGCGAAUACCUUUCUGCUCCGAGUGGGAUCCAAGCAUGAGCCGAACGCCGGCGAAAUUGCCGGUAUGAUUGUCCGACAACCUGCCAAACUACUCCAGACGUUGGGCGAGGAGAAAUAUGUGCAGCUUUUGCGCAAGGUCGCCGAGAAUGCCGCCAAUCUCAAGAGAGACAAGACAGUAUGGCAGGCUCUGAAAGGCUCGCCAUGUCUUCUCGCUGAGAAGCUAGUGCAUUCAGUUCCAAGAUCAGACUACGACGAAAAGCGCGAUUUUGACGACGACGAGGUGAUAGUCAAAGAGUUGUCGUUGGCACGCGCAAGCGAAAUGGUCGUCGUGGACGAUAUCGUGACAUAUCGCAUGUUCCAGUCCAGCUUGUUGGCUGCACCGCAGGAAGAGGUCUUGGAGUCCUUGUACACCUCUCUCGACACGCCUCAGCUGAGUCGACUCAGAGAUGACGACCAGCGUAUGGGCGCUCUGCUCCACGACCAAUCCGCAGCGACCAAGCUACACAAGCUUCUGGUUGAACGCUGCCGUUUGUUCCUCCAUGAUCAUAGCACGGACGCCAUUAGACAUGACGCCAAAUGGCUGGAGCAAAACAUGACGGUCAAGGUGACGGAGUUCUUGCAGACCACCCAUCGACUCAAGGGCUACAAACUACAGUUCAUUGAGAAAAAGACGGCAUCGCUUCAUCGAGAGACAAAACGGGAUGCCACUCUAUACAUCACCAUUCGAUACGAUUUGUACGAGGUCAGCCGCGCCAUCAUGGGUGUACUGUUGAAACGGCCGAGACAACAGGACUUCCUUGCGCUGGAGACGAUAUUAGAGAGCGAUCUUCGUAGACUGAAGACGAAGGGAUACAAUGUUGACCGCAUCCUCCGUCAGAAGGCUGCCGAGAGCCGUAUCGCGGAGAGCGAAAGGCAGAAGCGGGAGGAAGAGGAGAAACGUCUCGCUGACGCCGAAGCUGCGGCACGAGCGCCUCCUCAGACACCGCGUGCUCUCACCAAUGGUACCGGACCGGCAGAAGCAAGUCCCGAUUCCCCAGAGAGAGCCUUGACAAUGCCUGGUUCAUUCGACACCCCAGACAGACCAAACUCGCCUGGCCGAGGGAAGAAAGCAGCGAACUUUUUCAGCAACCUUAGCCGACAACUUGGAAUUAACAAUUCUGCAAAUCAACCAGCAGCCGAACAGAUGCAAAAUCUGCUCACCAACGGGCAAGAUGCACCUCCACCUUACACAGCUCAAGACCCGAAUGUGCGUAACGUGACUCCGGGCACCGAGAGAGUGACCUCACCGCGAGAACUGCAAUCCAAUUUGCAGUCCGCCAUCAAAGCCACACGCGAGUACAAUUCGUCGUCCUUAUUCUCAAGGCCCCAAACGAAGCAGAUCAAGGAGUCGUCGUCGUACUGCGACAGCGCACCUGGCCACGACCUUCAAUUCAUCACGGAGCUGGGCAGCAACGGGAUAAGGCUAUAUCUGACUCGCAGCCACCCAGAUCCCAACGGGUUUCUCCAAACUUACAGACAGGCGUUGGCUGAGUUCGUCGUCGUCUUGGGCGAGGUAGCGAAUGUGUUUGAGCUGCCGCCUCAGACGAUCAACGUCUUUCAUGAUGACUCUGGGCCUGCGAUCGCAUUUAACAGCAACGGCAGUCUGUUCUGCAACUUGCGAUAUUUCAUGCAACUACACUCGGCGCAGAUGUCGACUAGUGAAGGCAAGGUAGAGGCGAUGGCGUACUGGUGGAUCACGCUCUGCCAUGAGUUGGCGCACAACUUGGUCUCUCAGCAUGACCAGCAGCAUUCGUACUACACUGAGAGCUUUGCGGCGCACUACUUCAGACGCAUGGUUUGGGUAGCGAGUAAGGUCAGCGCAGCGCCAGCCGGACCGGCAGCAUAG